GAUUGGGUCAGGCACUUGCGAGGACAGCUACUGAGGGCCGUCCCAGAGGCCCCCGCGCCGCCGGGGUCCUAACAAGCCGCACCGUCUUCCGCUGCACGUGCCUGCGGAGAGAUGCCCAAGUCCAAGCGCGACAAGAAAGUUUCCUUAACCAAAACUGCUAAGAAAGGCUUGGAACUGAAACAGAACCUGAUAGAAGAGCUUCGGAAAUGUGUGGACACGUACAGGUACCUGUUCAUCUUCUCCGUGGCCAACAUGAGGAACAGCAAGUUGAAGGACAUCCGGAACGCCUGGAAGCACAGCCGGAUGUUCUUUGGCAAAAACAAAGUGAUGAUGGUGGCCUUAGGUCGAAGCCCAGCUGAUGAGUACAAAGACAACCUACAUCAGGUCAGCAAGAAGUUGAGGGGUGAAGUUGGUCUCCUUUUCACCAAUCGCACCAAGGAGGAAGUGAAUGAGUGGUUCACGAAAUUUGCGGAAAUGGACUAUGCCCGAGCUGGAAACAAAGCGACGUUCACCGUGAACCUGGACCCGGGGCCCCUGGAGCAGUUCCCGCACUCCAUGGAGCCACAGCUGAGGCAGCUCGGCCUGCCCACCGCCCUCAAGAAGGGUGUGGUGACCCUGCUGUCCGACUAUGAGGUGUGCAAGGAGGGCGACGUGCUGACCCCAGAGCAGGCCCGUGUCCUGAAGCUUUUCGGGUAUGAGAUGGCUGAAUUCAAGGUGACCAUCAAAUACAUGUGGGAUGCACAGUCCGGAAGGUUCCAACAGAUGGGAGAUGACUUGCCAGAGAGCGCGUCCGAGUCGGCAGAAGAAUCAGAGGAAGAUGACGACUGCUGACGGGCACGUGGGACUGGGGGCCUCCCGGCCGCGCCAGGUGUCACCUUGACCACACUGGACUGGCGCCACUCCUCUUGGGGGAGCAGCUGUUUGUUUUGCUGUGAUGAAGACGAGAGGGCGAUAGGGACAGACUGUUUCCCUACAAAGAGUAACCGUCUGCAGGGUGUCUCCCUGUAGAUGGCAAAGGAACUUUUCUCAGAAAAACAGGCCUUGGGUUUGGACUUUUGUUCGGAUUCCUAGGGUUCCUUUCGUUCACCACCUGAGUCAGCUUCCAGCACUAGUUCCUGCGAGACUUCUGGGCACAGGAGAGCAGCCUCGGGGCUUCUCUUCCCUGGCCCUCAGUGCCCUUGCCUGAAAUGGGUUCGCUGAGAAAAUGGGGCACCUUGGCCCUGACUGGCAUGGCUCGGUCAGUUGAGCAUCGGCCCAUGCACCGAGAGGUUGCUGGUUCCAUUCCCAGUCAGGGCACAUGCCCAGGUCGUCGGCUCAGUCCCCAGUAGGGGGCAGGCAAGAGGCAGCUGAUCUGUUUCUCAUUGAUGUUUCUCUCCAUGCCCCUUCCUCUAAAAUCAAUAAAAACGUUUUAUAAAAAGAAAAGCAGGCAGGCACCUUGGCCGCUCUUCCUACCCCUACACACACUCCCAAACCAGAGCUGACGAGCUUCUGGAGGACCCGAUGACAGGCUUUAGCUAGGACCAGAGUAAAGCCCCUGGGGAAAUCGAGAGUUAAUGUCCCACAGCUCCCUGGGAGGCCUUCUUGGUGGUGACUCUGACGAUAGGGUUUUGCCCAAAUUGUUCUAUUUGUAAAUGACGCCGUGAGGCCAUUUCUGAAUGAGAGAAAACCUACCUCAGGUUCAGUGGCCAUUUAUGGUGUGUGGAAGGGCCACCUCCAGUCCCUCCUGAGAGAGGUCAGGCUAAGUCAGCGCAGGAGGCUGGGGAGCCCUUCCCACUGCCUCCGCCUUCAAUGGAGAGUCCCUACUCCUGCGCCCUUCUCCCCAGCCCUUGGGAAGACAGGAAGGGCCGCUGGCAGCGGAAGAAACAAGCUCACGGGUUUGUUCCGGGCCUGGGCUACCCGUCAAGUGCCUGCUUUAUUCCGAUAGGAAACGCUGGAGCAACUCACGGCCCCAGCCUUUACACUUUGUGAAGGCAACUGGGAGGAAUCCAAGAAAAUAGACAUUUGUGAACAGAUG
Myotis daubentonii (Daubenton's bat) is the source of this 2014-nucleotide messenger RNA. It is a transcript of the gene MRTO4, whose product is annotated as MRT4 homolog, ribosome maturation factor. Gene Ontology annotation, molecular function: RNA binding. Lineage: Eukaryota; Metazoa; Chordata; Mammalia; Chiroptera; Vespertilionidae. The record is from RefSeq and is a predicted model, not a curated record. Gene Ontology annotation, biological process: nuclear-transcribed mRNA catabolic process; ribosomal large subunit biogenesis; rRNA processing. Gene Ontology annotation, cellular component: preribosome, large subunit precursor; nucleolus.